AUGUAUUCAAGAUUUUUUCAACAACUUGAUUCACUUGUUCAACAUGAAUUAGAAAUUGAUUAUAGAUCAAUGGUAUUUGUUUUUACUGUUGAUCCCAUAACUCAUCAAGCUCAAUUUUUAUCUUCAUCAAAAUUUACUAUUUUAUUAAAUAGAGAAUUAUUAAAUAAUUUAGUUAUUAUGGCAACAGCUCAAACUGAUGAACCAUCAAAUCAUAGAGAUGCUAUAGCAUGUUAUAAAAAAGGCACUUUCCCUCUUGAAACAUAUAACAACACUUUUACUGAUAGAAAAAUGGAAAUGGAACAACCUCAUUACGCUCAAGUUCAUUACCAAUCAUCUACUCAACGUCCUUUACCUCCAACACCUACUCCUCAACAACUUCAUCAAAGAAUUCAAGAACAAAUAGAAGAAAAAAUGCAAAUGAGUACUUAUUCUCCUGAAAAUACUUCUCCAAGAAUUGCUGUAUGUCAUGAAGUGUCUCCAACUUUAGGUAAUGUUGAAGAACUUUCUAAAGAAAGAAUUCAAUCUCUCCCAACUCCAAUAAAAACAAAUCAACGUCUUGGUGAGCCAAAAAGAAAAAGGAGUUCUACUCCAAUAAGAAUAUGUUCAUAUCAGUCUGUUAAAUCAACAAUUGAUGACUCAACUAAAUUAAAAAUUAUUUCUGCAAUAUCUCCUGAAACAAUGCAUAAAUAA
Messenger RNA from Entamoeba dispar SAW760, 690 nucleotides. RefSeq lists its product as uncharacterized. The coding region runs from base 1 to 690 and encodes 229 amino acids. The transcript has a single exon. NCBI's taxonomy places the organism in Eukaryota, Evosea, Mastigamoebida, Endamoebidae. The record is from RefSeq and is a predicted model, not a curated record.